AGGAAGUAACUCUGACGGUACAUUGCAUCUGUCAACUGACUCGGACUUCUUCAACAUGCCGAAGAAAAAGACAGGACAGCGAAAAAAGGCGGAGAAACAACGGGAAAGACAAAAGGAACUAAGAAAUGCUGAGAAAUCACUGGCUCAGCAACCAAGUAAUUUUCUGAUGGAGUGUGAUCAAUGUAAACGAACACAGAAGAACAGAGCAUUUUGCUACUUUUGUUCGUCCUUACAGAGGCUACCUGUGUGUGCACAGUGUGGUAAACAAAAAUGCAUGGCCAAAUUUGGAGACUGUUGCAUAAAACAUUCUGGGACAAACACAGUUGGACUAGCCAUGGUGGGGGCCAUUUGUGAUUUCUGUGAGGCAUGGGUCUGUCACGGCACCAAAUGUUUGUCUGUCCAUGCCUGUUCCUGUCCCCUGAGGGAUGCAGAGUGCUGCGAGUGUAAGCGGGGGGUAUGGGAUCAAGGUGGGAGAAUUUUCAAGUGUUCAUACUGUGAGAAGUUUUUAUGUGAAGAUGAUCAGUUUGAGCACCAAGCAAGUUGCCAGCAGUUAGAUUCUGAGACAUUCAAAUGUAUGUCCUGCAAUAGACUUGGACAGUACUCCUGCCUUAGGUGUAAGACUUGUUUCUGUGAAGAUCAUGUCAGAAGAAAAGGGGUCAAGUACAAUAAAGGUCAACCCAUACCGUGCCCCAAGUGUGGCCUGGAGACCAAGGAGACCAAAGAAAUGAGCAUCAACACUCGGUCCUACGAGUAUGGCAGGCAGAAGGUGGCUGAUGACUACGUGGAUGACGAGUUCAGCUAUCAGGAGUACGACUUUCAGGGGGCCUCCGGGUUCUCCUUUGGCGGGGUGAAAGCAGAGGUCAUAGAUUAUGAAUCAGAUGACAGUGAUGAUGAGGAUGAUGAUGAAGAUGAUAAUGAUGAAGACAUUGAUGAAGAUGAAUUAUUGGAGGAAGUUCGUCAGUUGCAGCUGGACAAUGAAAAAGCAGGAACUUCCUGAUCUUGUUAAUUUGCUUGUUCUUGGAAAUAAAUUAUUUACAAUAACAA
Molecule: messenger RNA, 1044 nt
Organism: Magallana angulata
Lineage: Eukaryota; Metazoa; Mollusca; Bivalvia; Ostreida; Ostreidae
Product: zinc finger protein 330 homolog
Exons: 10
Coding region: 56-997 (313 amino acids)
Cellular component (GO): nucleus
Molecular function (GO): zinc ion binding
Source: RefSeq, a predicted model, not a curated record